UAAAAGUCCGCAUAUAUUACCGUAAUUCAAGAACAAUCAGCAAAGAAAAAUUCCCAAUUCCACAUCACAAUCUCCUCUCUCCCUCUUUUCAAUUUCAUAAUUUCAUUAUAUUCCUUCUCCAAAUGUAGAUUACCAGAACACACACCAUAACCUCAAGUUCAACACUCACUCACUCAAACCUAAUAAUCAUAACAACAAUAAUUAUAAUCUCACUUGCAGUUGCACAGAAAUUCGUUGCGCUCACUUCACUUACUCAUGUCCUCUAAUUACAGUCCGGGGCGGAGCCCGGGGAGCAACCGGCUACAGCAACUCGGAUUCGGUGGUGGCUUUGGUGGGGUCUCCAGAUUGAGAUCUUCAUCAAUGAAGAAGCCGCCCGAGCCUCUGCGCCGCGCCGUCGCUGAUUGUUUGUCCUCCUCGUCUACAGCCGCCGCGCCUACCUUGCUCCACCCUGGCAGUCCCUCUGGUGUCGUUUUUGAGGCGUCCAGGACUCUUCGGGACUAUUUGGCAACCCCUGGAACAACUGACAUGGCUUACUGUGUGAUUAUAGAGCAUACAAUUGCAGAGAGGGAGCGGAGCCCAGCAGUAGUUGCAAGGUGUGUGGCACUUUUGAAACGAUACCUUCUAAGAUAUAAGCCUGGUGAGGAGACUUUGUUGCAGAUAGAUCGCUUUUGUUUGAACACAAUUGCCGAGUGUGAUAUUAAUCCAAAUCGAAGAGUGUCUCCAUGGUCACGAUCUUUAACCCAACAAUCUGGUGCAUCAACAGUAUCUGCAAAUGCUUCUCCUUCGUUGCCUGUUUCUAGUUUUGCUUCUGGAGCACUGGUAAAAUCUUUGAAUUAUGUCCGUUCCCUAGUGGUUCAACAUAUUCCAAAGCGGUCAUUCCAACCAGCUGCUUUUGCUGGAGCUCCCCCUGCAUCAAGACAAUCCCUUCCAACAUUGUCGUCACUGUUGAGUAGAUCCUUCAAUUCCCAAAUAAGCCCUGCAAAUGUUGUAGAAUCUUCGGAGAACAAAGAUUCGACAACUUUAUCUGUUUCCAAUCUAUCCAAUAUUGAAGAAGUUGAUGGAAUGGAAGAUCUUGAAUAUAUUGCAAGUGAUGUUCUAAAAUGGCGCUGGCUAGAAGAACAUCAGUCAUCAUCUAUGUCAACAGAAAGUGAUCGUGCCAUAACUCUUCAAGAAAUGAGUACACAUACUUUCGUAGAAGUAGGUGCUGCUGCUCUCCUUGUAGGAGACAUGGAAGCUAAAAUGAAGGGCCAACCUUGGAAAUAUUUUGGUACCAGAGACAUGCCUUAUCUUGACCAACUGCUGCAACCUUCUUCAGUAACAACUGUAACAAAUUCAGCUUCUGCUCUGUCUCACUUGAGAGCAAUAACGGCAUCUAAGCGGACUAAAGCCGGACCUCGCCAGAUUUGGGAGGAUUCUCCUGUGAACACAUUCCGUCCACGUGCUCGUCCACUUUUUCAAUAUCGUCACUACAGUGAACAACAACCUUUGCGAUUGAAUCCUGCCGAGGUGUGUGAAGUUAUUGCUGCAGUUUGCUCUGAGACAUCUUCACCAAAUGCUAAUUCCAUGACAGUAUCAUCUAGAUUAAGCAACAACAGAGGAAAGCCGUUGAUAGAUGUGGCUGUUAGCGUGCUUAUUAAACUUGUUAUCGACAUGUAUGUUUUGGGUUCUGGGACUGCGGCUCCUCUCACUCUGUCAAUGCUUCAGGAAAUGCUUAGUUCUCCAAGAACAGCUUGUAGAGUUCGUGCUUUUGAUUUAGUUCUGAACCUUGGGGUCCAUGCUCACUUGUUGGAGCCAAUGAUGACUGAUGAUACUUCUACAAUUGAAGACGAGUAUUCUGAAGACUCUUUUUUUGAGAAUGAAGACCAGCUUAUGUCACAAGGGAAGAGAAAAACCGAUUCUAUUAAAAAGUCCAGUUCAUCAGCUAUUGAUAAUUUUGAGUCUUGGAUUUUGAACAUUUUAUAUGAGAUACUCCUCCUUCUUGUUCAGAUUGAAGAGAAGGAAGAAUCUGUCUGGGCAUCUGCUCUAAGCUGUUUGCUUUAUUUUGUCUGUGACAGGGGCAAAAUUUGGAGAAAUCGAUUAAACGGUCUUGACAUAAGGGUUAUUAAGGCACUUCUAGAGACUUGCAGGAAGAAUUCUUGGGCAGAAGUAGUUCAUUGCAAACUUAUUUGUUUAUUAACAAACAUGCUGUACAAUGUUCCUGAUGGACCUGCUAAGGGUGGCUCAAGUACUCCAAGUUUUCUUGUAGACCAGCUUGACCUGAUUGGUGGAAUUGAGUUUAUUUUCUUGGAGUAUGCGCUGGCUAACUCAAGGGAAGAAAGGCGGAAUCUAUAUGUGGUGCUUUUUGACUAUGUGUUGUAUCAAAUAAAUAACACGUGUAUAGCUGCUGGAGUUUCCGAAUAUACUGAUGAUGAGAUUCAACCCGUUGCUUCCCUGCUUGGUCUUGCAGAUGCACCUGAAGCUUUUUAUAUCUCUGUUAAACUUGGGGUAGAAGGCAUUGGGGGGCUUUUGAGAAGAUCUAUUGCGGUUGCAUUGUCUAGAUAUCCUAACAGUGAGAGACUUAAUAUGCUGUUGGAGAAUGUGGCAGAGAAAUUUGAUAUAAUAAUUAGUUCAUUUACUCAUUUAGAUAAAGAGUUUUCCCAUCUGCAACAGAUAACUAAAACUUUCAAGUUUAUGGAAAGCUUCGAGGAUGUGAGAAAUGGUGUUUUCAUGAAAGUAAAGCUCUCAUGGGCCACUUUACAUUCUCUUCUUCAUUCAGAAAGAAUUGCUUAUCGUCAGAAUGGGCAUAUAUGGUUAGGUGAUUUGCUUAUUGCAGAAAUUAGUGAGGAACGGGGGGCAAGUGUAUGGUCAAAUAUUAAAAACUUGCAACGUAAAAUUGCCCAUGCUGGUUGUCAUGAUUCCUCUGUUGCUUCAGAUGUGCCUUUGUCCAUUUGGCUUAUGUGUGGGCUCCUGAAGUCAAGAAACAAUCUAAUCAGAUGGGGCUUCCUAAAUAUUCUAGAAAGACUUCUUAUGCGAUGUAAGUUUUUGUUGGAUGAGAAGGAGCAACAUCCAAUGAGUGAUGUUGCUAAUGAACACGAAGAUAGCCGACUUGAAAAAGCAAAUGCUGUGAUUGAUAUCAUGAGUAGUGCUUUGUCUUUGGUUGCUCAAAUUAAUGAAACAGACCGCAUCAACAUCUUGAAGAUGUGUGACAUUCUGUUCUCUCAAUUGUGCCUCAAAGUUUUCCCUGCAGCUGCAAAGGCAUUUGGAGAUGGAAUGCAUCAGAGUAAAGUUCUUGGCGCUGUAGAUGAGAAUAAAAAAAAUGAUGCUGCUGAGCGUCUCUCUCAAAAAGAGAGUGGCCGCUGGGAUGAAUUCCUCAAGGAAACUGAGAUCAGAUCCGGUUAUAAUAUGAACCGUCCAAUUUUUGAAACAGCGUCAAUGGCGGCACAGCUGCUUCAGGGACAAGCAGUUGUUCCUAUGCAAUUAGUUGCACGUGUACCUGCUGCUUUGUUUUAUUGGCCAUUGAUUCAACUUGCUGGUGCAGCAACAGAUAAUAUUGCAUUGGGUGUCGCCGUUGGAAGCAAAGGAAGAGGGAACCUUCCUGGUGCCACGUCAGAUAUUCGGGCUACCCUUCUGUUGCUUCUAAUUGGUAAAUGCACUGCAGAUCCUGCUGCUUUUCAAGAAGUUGGUGGAGAAGAAUUUUUUAGGGAACUUUUAGAUGAUACUGAUUCGAGGGUGGCAUAUUAUUCUUCAGCUUUUCUAUUGAAGAGAAUGAUGACAGAGAAACCUGAGAAGUACCAGCACAUGCUGCAGAAUCUCGUCUUUAAGGCUCAGCAGAGCAACAAUGAAAAACUGUUAGAGAAUCCGUAUCUUCAGAUGCGUGGCAUACUUCACCUGUCAAAUGAUAUCUGAGCUCGGUUGCAAUCUGAUUUUCAAUUUUGUAAGUACUUUGUUCUUGAUGUGGAAACACUGCAAUGGGUAAUUCAGAGUCUAUCACUCCAACAGUUGUGACCUAUCCCGUGGCUGGCAACAUUUGGCCAAAUUUUGAUAAAACCUUGGUGGAAUCUGCUUAAGUUUGCAAGCAUGCUUAAUUAGACAGUGUGGAAUCUGAUUCUUGAAGGAAAAAUACUGAAUUGAAGUCCAAAAAGUGUGUGGUUCAGAUCCCCAUCUCCCAAAGAAGCCAAGGUUGUAAGAUGAGGUGCAUAUAUGGGUGAUGCUAGCAAAAAUUCUCUGUGCCAUAGGUGCAGCAAAUCAGCUGUCAGUGCCUCUCUAUAGUUCCAGCAGGAUAAUGGAAGCGAUCAGAUAGAUGUUUGCUUCCCUCAUCCUCUUUACAUUGAAGUAGAUCAUUGCAGUACUCUUUUAUUUGUUAAAAGAUAUCAAGUUUGGCUUUUCAUCUGAAGCUUUCAGGUUGAAGGCUUGUUAUUUAAAGGUUAGCCAGUGUAGUAGACAUCUCCGAACUUUUUGGAGUAAUUGGUUAGCUUCGAUCGUCAUGCUAUACAUUGCAGAUCAAGGCAAUUCAUGUAUCUUAAGUAAUCAGGUGUGCAUUACAUUGACAGAAGACAUUUUGGGCAACCACGGAAAACCCUUAACCUGUACAGAAUCAGAUUUGCUCUUAACCUUCUAUUAGUUCUGUAAUUUUUGAGGGACGUUAAUGCUGGCUCUUUUUUGUCAUGGCCAUCCUUCAAUAAUAAAAAAACCUCGAGAUUUUUGUGUACUCAAAGGCUGUUCAGUUUCAUGUUUGUGAUGAAAACAGACUGAGGAUUACGUAUGUUUAGCGGAUAGGACUUCAUCGUUAGGGCAAGCAAGCGGGGGUGUCUGAUUUUAGUGGCAUCCUCAAAGUGUGCCUGGUAUGUGUUUUUUUGGUCUUUAUGUUCAUUAUUUUUUUCUCCUUGUAAAUGUGUAAACGUAAUUUUACCUGUCUUCUCUUCCGUUGUAAAUUGCUGACGAAAUAUCUUCUUUAUA
Molecule: messenger RNA, 4935 nt
Organism: Pistacia vera
Lineage: Eukaryota; Viridiplantae; Streptophyta; Magnoliopsida; Sapindales; Anacardiaceae
Exons: 18
Coding region: 256-3885 (1209 amino acids)
Source: RefSeq, a predicted model, not a curated record